CCUUGUAAAGCACUUCUUUCCCUUCCUCUGCAAUGCCAUAUCGGGCGGCUUCCGCUCUCGGCAUUUCCACCGCUCUCUAGGGCUCUCCGCCUUCCCCCAAUUCUCCUUCCUUCCCUCCACGAUUUCGAUCUCCAAAUCACCCCCAGCCAUGAGGGGUAGCGACCUGAUCAACUCCAGGCUCCCCGACGAGCUGAUCAUGGACGUCUUCCAGCGACUCGAGGACAAAUCGGAUUGCGACGCGGUGUCCCUCGUGUGCCGGCGAUGGAGGAAGCUCGAGCGCGCCACCCGCCGCACUAUAAAGAUCGGGGCGUCUGGGCCCGCCAAUCAGCUGCUGGAGAAUGUCGUCGAGCGGUUCAAGGGGCUCCAGAAGCUCUUCGUCGAUGAGCGCCUUCCGGUGGUGUCUCUUAGCUCGCCGCGGGCGCCUCCGUCUAGGAGAAAGAGACACUCUAGCCCACCAAUGCAAUUUCGUCAUCUGGCUGAAAGCAGUGAGUCUGAAGAAACUGAACUAGAUCGAUUCAGUCUAUCUGAUGCUGGUCUGGCUGCUGUUGCCAAGGGCUGCAAAGGACUUGAGAAACUUAGCUUAAUCUGGUGUUCUAGCGUAACAUCUUUGGGUCUGACAACCGUUGCUCAGAACUGCAAAAAUUUAAAAUCCUUGGACCUGCAGGGUUGUUAUGUUCGAGAUGAAGGACUUAUUGCUGUUGGCCAGAAUUGCAAGCAACUUGAAGAUUUGAAUUUACGUUUUUGUGAAGGCUUGACUGACACAGGUUUGGUUGGAUUAGCUGAAGGUUGUGGGCGUUCAUUAAAAUCUCUUGGCAUUGCGGCAUGUGCUUGGAUUACUGAUAAAUCUUUGGAAGCCGUUGCAUCUAACUGCACUUUUCUAGAAACCCUAUCAUUGGACUCAGAAAACAUAAGAAAUCAAGGAAUAAUUUCUGUAGCCAAAGGUUGCCGAUCUUUGAAGGCUUUGAAGCUGCAAUGCAUAAAUGUAGUGGAUGAAGCUUUGCUGGCCGUGGGCUCAUUCUGUUCUUCAUUAGAAUUGUUGGCUCUGUACAGCUUCCAGCGAUUUACAGACAAGAGCCUUUCUGCUAUCGGACAUGGGUGCAAGAAUCUUAGAGAUCUCACUCUUAGUGAUUGUUAUUUCCUAAGUGAUAAGAGUCUAGAAGAUGUAGCCCAUGGCUGUACCAAAAUGACACAUUUGGAGAUUAAUGGCUGCCACAAUAUUGGAACAUCUGGACUGGAACAUAUUGGACGGUCAUGCCCAGGCCUAUUGGAGCUAGCUUUGUUGUAUUGCCCAAGGAUUGGUAAUAGUGCUCUUCUCGAAGUUGGCAGAAGCUGCUCGCAUUUGCAAGCUCUACAUUUGGUAGAUUGUUCAAGCAUAAAUGAUGAGGCAAUAUGCAAUGUAGCUAAAGGUUGCAGGAACCUAAGGAAACUUCAUAUCCGCCGUUGUUAUGAGAUUGGAGAUGAGGGCAUUAUUUCUGUGGGUGAGAAUUGUAGUUCUCUUACAGACUUAAGCCUCCGGUUCUGCGAUAGGCUCGGUGAUCAAGCGCUUGUAGCAAUUGCUCAAGGUUGUUCCCUCCGACAUUUGAACGUUAGUGGAUGCCAUUUAAUCACUGACAUUGGACUGACAGCUAUUGCUAGGGGCUGCCCUGAUCUCAUCUACUUGGAUGUCAGUGUGCUUCAGAAUAUUGGGGACAUGGCACUGGCUGAGUUAGGUGAUGGAUGCCAUCUGCUAAAAGAUAUUGUGCUAUCCCACUGUCGGCAAAUAACGGAUGUUGGUUUACGCCACCUUGUUAGGGGAUGCACUAGGCUUGAGACCUGUCAUAUGGUUUACUGUCCGCUUGUAACAGCUGCUGGAGUUGCUACCAUUGUCUCAAGCUGUUCCCACAUCAAGAAAGUCCUGGUUGAGAAGUGGAAGGUGAGUGAGAGAACAAGGCGGAGAGCAUCAUCGGUUUUAUCUUUCCUCUGCGUGGAUCUUUAGCUAGUUUACUUUUUUGGUUUUUGGCACCACCAACAAGGUCCUUGUUUACAAGUAAAAGGUCAAUUGGAGGUCACAUGUCUUCUAGUAUCUCAGGGUAUACCACCAUAAUGUCCUGUUUGAGAAGGGAAAAAUCGGCUGCCCUUCUUCUUCUUCAUUGAUCCAUGGAUUUUAUGGUUGGUUGUUGUAGUCUCCGCCUUUAGCAAGAUGCAGAGGGUCCUGCCUGGACCAAGUCAUGGGCCAACUGGAGAGCUGGAUCGGUACUGGUUUCUCUUGUGUUGAGGUUCUAGUUCCAACCAUAGCAUAUCCAUCUGAAAGAUAAGUGACUUUUCCAACACCUCUCUGCUGCUGUGAGUUGAGCACCUUUUAAUUUGCUGGUGUUUUAAAGGAGGCAGUAAAUCUUGAAGCCAAUUCAUUGUAGUGAAGAAUGUAAAGGACUCUUCUAUUUCUUUAUUGUGUUAUUAUAUAUUUUAUAGUACUCUGUUGUGUUGUACACUCAAUAAUGUUCUGAACAUCGGUUAUUAUGAGGAUUCUCAUUGUAUAAAGGAACCUCUAUGGCAAAUUGGAUCAGGCAAA
Elaeis guineensis (African oil palm) is the source of this 2548-nucleotide messenger RNA. RefSeq names its product F-box/LRR-repeat protein 4. Gene Ontology annotation, molecular function: protein binding. The record is from RefSeq and is a predicted model, not a curated record. Lineage: Eukaryota; Viridiplantae; Streptophyta; Magnoliopsida; Arecales; Arecaceae. Gene Ontology annotation, cellular component: SCF ubiquitin ligase complex. Gene Ontology annotation, biological process: SCF-dependent proteasomal ubiquitin-dependent protein catabolic process.